AUGAACCUCGGGGCUGCUCUGCAGCGCAGCGCCAGCGGCCGAGAGCUAGCCAACGGCCCAGGGCCAGACCAGCCCAUCGAGAUAUUUCCCGGGCUCACACACUUUACCGACGCAAUUUCUGCGCUGCCCAAGGAGCUCGUCCGCCACUUUACUCUACUCAAGGAGGUCGACGCCAAAAUCUCGACACCCGAGGACCAGCUCCGCGACCUCAUCACCGCGUGCCUCGGCUCCCCCUACCCCAGCCAAAACUCGGCGGGGAGCGGGAUCCUCCUCAACAAUGCCCUACGCCCAGUUCCCGUGAGCGACGAUGCAUACCACGCUGCCGUUUUCGGCCAAGGAAAUAUGCCACGAAGGCAGCUAUUUCACGAGACUGCGUCCCACAUCAACAACAUGCUCAUCGCCCUCGAUGAAAAGAACCACGUCAUAAACACGGCCAACGAGAAUGAGCGCACAAACCGCCGGGACGGCCCAUCCGCCGCUGCCCAGCAGGCCGCGGAAGAGGCCGCCGCGCGGAGCGAAUCCCGCAAGCAAGCGGUGCAGGCCAAGAAAAACCAGCGAAACCAGUGCCGCCAAUGGCACGAACCCCCGCCAAAGCGUCGCAAGGUUGAGAAGCCGGUCAACGGAGGGCUCCCGAUGGAGCGUGCGAUGAGCACCGUCUUUGGCAGCAACGGGUCCAAGCCGGCCAAAUCAACAAGUCCCCGAACCACGCCGGCGCCCGAGAGUCAGAAGAAACGCAAGGCGCUACCGACUGGUCCUCCUCAAGCUAAGAAAAGUAAAAAUGGCUCGAACGCGCCCCCUCAGCUACUGCGUCGCCUACCCGGCUCUUCCCGCGCGAGGCAGACGCCCGCGCAAAGCGCGACAGAAGUCCCCACCACUGUUCUCCCUGCUCCUGCAAUUAGCAACGGAAAUAACAAGGCUAGACCAUCCUCCUCAGCGUCAAACAAGCCCAAUGGCACCGCUGCCAGUGCCCCUGAUACCUCUGCCCCUUCAAUCAACUGGGUGAAGCCCGCGCCGGAGACGAAGCCUACAAAGGAGGUUAGCGAGCCGCCGAAGCCCGAGGACGCACCCGCCCCUGCGGUACAGGAGCCCGAGCCAGUCGUGGAAAAGGUCGCGCCGCCAGUAGCAACAAAGAAGGAUACCCCCAAGCCCGAAGAGCCGGAGAAGAAGCCCGAACCCGCUCCGCCAAUACCAGCCCCUGUAGCCGUUCCUGUCCCCUCCCCAAUUCCCGUGACCAUGCCCACGGUAACGACGAAGAGCGGGCGGGCGAGCAAGCCGUCGACCCCGGCGCUGGCAACGUUCCAAGAAGCGGCGAGGUCGAGGUCGUCCCGCGCCGAGUCCAGCUCAAAGCGCAGCCACAAGAAGGCGACGGUGCAGAACAAUGGUAAUGGCGCGGGCCACCACGCAUCCGGCGAAAGCGCCAAUAAGAGCCCCAAGGGUGAUGAUGACGAAGAGGGAGAGGUCGACGCAGACGAACCGACGUAUUGCUACUGCAAUAGUGUCAGCUAUGGCUCAAUGGUCGCCUGUGAUGCGGAAGGUUGCGAGAAGGAAUGGUUCCACCUCGAGUGCGCAGGACUCAAGGUGCCACCAAAGCAAAACGUAAAAUGGUAUUGUGAAGAUUGCAAGGAACCGGCCGGCAUUGUAUGA
Parascedosporium putredinis is the source of this 1644-nucleotide messenger RNA. The record is from the annotation of a GenBank genome assembly. NCBI's taxonomy places the organism in Eukaryota, Fungi, Ascomycota, Sordariomycetes, Microascales, Microascaceae.